UGCCUCCACGUCAACAGUUCGCGAUCAGCUGUUUGGGAAGGGAAGGGACGGGUCUGUCUGCCUUGCCUGGCCUUUGUCUCUCAGCCACUUUGGACACGAUCUUUGCUUCCAUAAAGUCGCGUAUGCCUUCACUGUGAGCCUUGUGCUUGCCUGGACGCCGUAUUUUAUAACCCGAUGCCUGCGCAGGGGGACAGGCAGCCUGGGUCUCGUCGCCAUGCAGUAGCCAAGAGCUAGAGAUGUGGUGGGGAGGCUCAGAGGGGGAGCAGGUGGGGGACCCCCUGCCUCCAGAUACCCCACCUCAAGCAGCAAGUGCAACCAUGGAGGACCCUCACGUAAUUAAACAGGAGCUCGGAGACCUUAAGGAGCAGUUUGACCAGCAGCAGGCCCUGAUUGGCCAGCUGAAAGACAUGCUGAAAGAUAAGGAUUCUUCGCUCACAUCAAGAGAAAAGGAAGUGGAGGAUCUUGCAGUCAGGUUGGCUAAAAUGAAACCUCGACUUGAGAGACCUGAAGCUAAGAAGAAGAUGAGCCAACAUCUAGAGAGAGUAGGGCAACAAGGGCCAGCAGUGGAAAGCUUGUCGUCACCAGGGCCAAGUGUGGAACCAAGAAGUAGAGGCGGAGGAACUGAGGACAGGUCUGUAGAGGAAAAGAGACUGCCAUCCUCUGAGAGCAGUAGUAGAGCAAAGAUCUUGCUUCUCAGGAAACAACUUGAGGAAAACAGAUCAAAGUUUGAGCGACAGCAGAAAGAGAAUGCAGAAAAACGAGCGACCAUGGAUGAGAUGAAACAAAGAAUAGACAAGUUACGGUAUGAAGUUGAACAUCGAGACAGUCUUAUUCAGUCCCUGCAGGAUGGAAGCAGCUCUAUGUCUGAUGAAUCUAUGACACAAAAGCUUUUACAACAAAUCCUACAUAAAGACAAUACCUUGUUAGAGCUUUCACAAAAAGUAGAACGUUUAGAAGAAAUAAUUCAGGAAAAACAAGAAACCUUGAGUGAAAAAGACAGAUUGAUUGAAUCAAGAACUGAAGCAGUGACAUUGGUUGCUAAGGCAGAAAAUGAGAAGAAUUUAAAAACAUUACAUGAAUUGGAGGAAGUGAGAUAUCAAAUGAAAAAAAUGCAGGAGGAAUUUAUCAAGAAAGAAGAAGAAUAUAUGAAUGAUAAGGAAUCAUUAACAAGGGAUAUCAAAGAAAGAUCUAAAAAAGUCAAACAACUUGAGGACAAUGGUCGCAGACUUGAAAAUCUUAGGUUUGAGCUCAGUACACGCAAUGCUGAACUUCAAGAAAAGAUCGUCACUCUCCAAGCUGACAUCAAGUCACUCAAGAGUCAGGCAGAAAGUGAUCGGAAUUCAUCUGAAGGAAAGGAUAACAUACUUCAGGACUUGAAGCAAAAAUUGGUCAAAGCAGAAGCUCAUGGUCAGAAAAAACUUAGAGCUCUGGAGAAACAGCUUAAAAACAUAAAGCAAGAUGGUAAUUUUGGUGAGCAAAUUUUAUUGCUACAAAAUUCUAUUGCAGAGUUAGAGGAGGAAAAGGGAAACCUGCAGUUAAAGUUGGUUGACUUUGAUGACUUAAAAGCUGCUAAUGAGAAGUUAGUACAUCAAAGGAAUAAGCUUGAAGAACAAGUGAAGCAGCAGAACAAUGACUUAGAUUCACAACUUAGUGCUAUUACAUUACUUGAAACUGAGAAAAUUAAAUUGGUAGAAGGCAUCAACGAACGGGAAAAUCACAUCUAUGAUCUUGAAUCUGAACUAUCAGCCACAAAGCUAAGUCUAACAGAAAGCAAUCAGGCAAAAGUCACUCUAGAGCUUAAGUUAUGUGAAAUUGAGGAACAGAGGGACAUGGCAGAGAAGGCAAAGGCAGAACUGGAAGGUCAGAUGUCAGAAUCCAACAUAGUAUCUGUAGACCAACUCAAAAUUGAAAAGGCUAGCUUAGAAGAAACCCUCCAAAUCGUUACAAAAGAGAGAGAUGAGUGGAAGGAUAAAUUCAGUGGUCAGAUUUCUACUGUUGAUGAGUGUGAAGGGAAAACAAAAAGAGCUGUGCAGGAGAUGGAAGAAAAGACUAAAGAGUGUAAACGCCUCAUGAACAUCCUCACAGACAAAGAGAAUACCAUUACUACCAUGUCAAUAAAAAUAGACAAACAUGAUUUAGUUAUUGCUGGUAUUGAAGAAAAACUAACAGCAACUAUAAAGGAAGCUGAUGAGAAGAAAAUGGAGCUUGAAGAAAUGAGGAGAAAGUUCCAGGAAGAAAUGGAAAUGGUAACUCACCUGAAUUCACAGCUUGAAGGAAAGUCUGCUGAACUUCACGCAAAGGAAAAUGAAUUGAUCACAUUAAACCAAACUGUGGAGACUCUGAAUCGGACAGUGAAUGAGAGAAACAUUAGUAUUCAAAACCUUGUAGGAGAAGUGUCAUCAUUACAAGAUGAAAUAAAGGUUAAAGAUAAGUCCAUCGAUGGUCAUAUUAAAAGACUGGAGAAAUUGGAAGCCCAGCUGCAUCAUCAGGAUACCAGGAUAGAAGAGCUUCACACCUUGUGCAUGCAAAAGGAGCAGCUGCUGAGUGAGGAGAGUAAAGAAGUUAAAAUGCUAAGAAAUGAACUCACCAGUUUGUCUCAGAAGUAUGAAACAACAAAAUCUUCCCUUGAAACUGAAUUAAAUAUUGUGGUGACAAUGAUGAAUGACCUGAAGAAUAAGCUGGAGGCUGCAGAUCUAGAGGUGAAAGUGAAAGAAAAAGAAAUUCAAAAUAAUCAGAUUGUAAUUUUUAAAUAUGAGGAAGAAGUUUGUUCCAAAAAUGUAUUAAUAGACGAGGUUGAAACCAAUAAAAGAUCUUUGCAAGAAAAAGUUAAUGAGUUAAGCCUAGCUCUUACUGAAAAAGAAAAUAAUGUUCUAAAACUUCAGACAGAAGUAGAAGAAUAUGCAUCUCAUAUUGAAAGCUUAAAUGAACAUAUCGGAACAUUAGAAAAACGACUAUCAGUGCUGCAAGAAGAAAAGUCACAGCUAUCACAAAUGCAAGUUGCUUUACAAGAUGAAGUUAAUGAAACCAAAUCUCUUGUGCAUCAGAAAGAAGAGAGUUUACUUUACCUUAACACAGAAAUAGCAAGUAAAUCUCAUGAACUAACUCAUGAAGCAGAAUCACUGAGACAAGAAUUAGAGGAGAAAAAUCAGCAUAUUGUCACACUUGAAAACUCUUUUAGAAGCCUCACAAGUGACUUGGAAAGCAAAGCAUCUGAGGUAGAAAAAUGGCAGACAGAAGCCUUAGAAAAGAGUGACCGUCUGGCUGAGCUGGCACGUGCAUUGGACUCUGCUCAUCUUGAAGUGCAAGAGAAAGAUGCCACAGUAACAGAACUCUACACUCUCAUAGCACAGAACCAGGAGCAGCUUACUGUUGCUCAGGAAGAAAAGCAUCAUGCACAAACACAGCUAAGUGAACUCCAGGAAACCUAUAGACUGAAGGAAGGUGAGCUCUUAGAAAUUCAGAAUCAGUUGCAUGGGACUCAGACAUCACUAGCAGAAAUACAAGACCAGUUGGAAAAGUCCCAAAGUGAAUUGAGUUCUACAUAUACUAAACUACAGGAAGCACUGGGUCAGUGUCAAAAUAAUUCCUCUGUUAUAUCUCAGUUGGAGCAAGACCUCCUGUCAAAGUCAACCACUAUGAAAACGGCUGAGGAUCAGUUGGGUGACCAGUUAGAAAACACCAAAAAGGAAUUAGAGGCUGUGAGUGCUGAACUACAGACACAGAAAUCAAAGGUAGCCAAUUUGGAAAAAGAGAUUCAAGAAAGCAGAGAGUAUGCUGAAAACCUGGAAAUUGGCUCCACAAAGGUUCAUGAAUGGGCCACACAGUUACAGAGUGAGUUGGAAACAGCCAAGGCACAAAAGACCUACAUCGAUAAUGAGCUUUCAGCUACUAAAGAUGAACUGAUGUCUAAAAGCAGCCAACUAGAGAAGCUUCAAAAUGAACUUGAACAAGAGAGACAGAGUGCACAAUCCCUACAGGCUGAGCUCUCUCAUGCCCUUACCCUCAGUGAACAAAAUGAGGGUGAAGUGAAAGCAAUCUCACUUUCCCAGCAACAAAAAAUAAGUCAGCUAGAAAGUCAGUUGCUAGCAGUUACCCAAGCCCGAGACCAGCUAGAAACAGAUAUUCAGGAGACAAAGAAUCUCUUGCAGAGUCAGACUGAUUUUAGUGUUGAAUUGAAUGCUAAUGUAGAGAGUCUUCAAGAAGUAAUCACCAAAAAAGAUGAAGAAAUACAAAUGCUUCAAAGUACUUUACUUGAAAAUCAAAAGGCAAAAGCUGAAAUUGAAAGCUCUUUAAAAAAUGUAAUGGAAGCCAAAGCAAAUUUAGAGAGUAACAUUCCAUCCCAGUCUCAUCCCUCUUUCCUUGCUGAUGACCAGGACACUUACGUGUUUGGCUUGAAGAAUGAACUUGAAGCAGCACAAAUUCACUCCCAACUCCUGGAGAAGGAGCAUAAUACCCUUCAUACUGAAAUAAACAGUUUGAAACAGCAGUUGCAAGAGGCACGGCAGACAAUCACACAACUCCAAACCUCCCUGGCUGGGUCAGCAACACCCCCACAACCUGAGUGGGAUGACUGGGGAGAAGUGGAUCUGGGCACACCAGAUUCACAGGGGGCCGUUCAAGUUCAGGCAGACACUGAUGUCAUAAACCUUAAGAAAGCUUUAGCUGAUAAAGAUGAGUUGUUACAAAUGAUACAGGAGCAACUAAAAGAAGCACUGCAGCAAGUAAAUACCAUCACAGAAGAAAAGAAAGUUUUGGAACAGAAAAGGAGGAGUGAUGAAGUUGCUGCAGCCCAACAACAACAGCAACAAGAUCACUUGAAAGAUGAACUUAAUACUUUGAGUGAAGUACAAAGUGCUUAUGAGGAGGUAAAACAAAAAGUCACUGAACUUGAAAAUGAACUUGCUGGAAAACAGCAUGAAAUUGAGAUUCUUCAGCACACACACAUUGAUCCACAAGGACAGCAACAUCAAACUGUUGCACAGGACCAACAGAUGUCUGUUGGUCAUUCCCCUGAGGGAGCAAGUGAUAUUCAUCCCUCUGAAGGAACAAGUGAUGCUUGGCCAGCAGAUUCAGUAGAAGCACAAGGUGAGGGAAUUCAGCCUUCUGCAGUUUUGGAGAAUGAGGAAGCUGUUACUCCACGGACACAACCUGCUGCGGAUGAUCCCUUCUCUUCCUUGAAUACUGCAAACGCAGAAAGCAGUGAGCAAGAUCCAGCUAGUUGGUUUGAUCAAGAGAGUAUACAACAACAACCAUUCCAAACAACAGAAGUUGCAUUUCCACAAGAGACUUCAUCCCAACCUCUGCCAGAGCAGACCCAGACAGAAAUCAGUCUUGAGGAGUUGCAGUAUAAGCUUUCCUGGUAUGAAGAAAAUUGGUCCACCUGGACUGGGCACUACACUCAGCUGCAGGAAACCCACCAAGAGGCUCAGCAACAGAUAGCACAAUUAACACAUCAGUUACAAGAGCUCCAAGUCACAUCCUCACAAAAUGUUGAUACAAUGGAAAAGUCCACUACUGAUGACUCUACAUUAUUACAUAAUGAAAUUUCAAACAAGCAGCAGCAGAUCACUGAUCUACAAAACAAGCUGGCUCAUGUUGAAGAAACUUUUGAUCAAUUGAAAGGAGAAAAUUCCACUUUAAAAGAAAAAAUUGAAUAUUUCAAGGCUCUUGAAGCACAGUCUGAUCUGUCUUCAGAUUCAGGUUUGAUUGCAACUCGUUUAGCUGAGGCUGAAGUGGAAGUUGACCGUUUGCGGGGCUUUGAGACUCAAGUAUAUGAACUACAGAGUCAGGUUCAGGCUCUCCAGCAUCAGUGCAAUGCCAUGCAGAACAAACUGGCAGAAGCAGAAACUGAAAGAACUCGCUUGCAUGAAAUUGAGGUUCUUUACGGUGAACUGCAGUCAUGCAUUCAGGAGUCCGAAACCAAACGGGAAGGGUCCAAGUCUCGUGUGCAGGAACUGGAAUUGAUGGUGCAGUCAGCUGAGUCUGAAAUUUCACGACUGAGAAAUGAAAUUGAAGUGCUUAACCAAGCUAGUGAGGCCGUGCAGAGUGACCGAGAGAGACUCGAAACAGACGCACAUGGUCUUGGGGCAGAGAUGACCAAACUAGACUGUGAGGUUCAGCAUUUGCAGAGUGAGGUGAAGAAAUACAAAAAAGAAAUAGGAAGACUACAAAAUGAUAAUGAUGCUUCUAAAGCAGAAACUCUGACACUACAAAAUGAAAUUGACCAGUGUAAAGCUGAAAUUCUCAGGCUUGAAAGGGAAAAUGAAGGUCUUCAAAGUGAUACUGCAGGAACAAGAAGUCAAUAUCAGAGGUUAGAACAAGAAAGUAAUCAGUUAAGAAGUGAACUGGAGGUCAUGGAGGGAGAGCAUGGAAGAUUACGAUGUGAUUAUGAAAUCCUUGAGGGAGAAAACAGUAGGGUAAGAGGAGAAUAUGAAGCCCUCUCUCAGGCAAGCCAGUUGACUGAAGCUGAAAAAGAAAGUCUUGAUAGUGAAGUACAAAGAAUAACAACUCAAAACAAUACACUCACAUCAGAGAGUAAACACCUUCGUGAUGAGAUUCAAAGGUUGACGGAAGUUAGCACUUCAGCAGAAACUGAAAUAAAUCGCCUGAGAUUGGAAAUUGAAAGAUUUAGAUCACUUGAUUCUCAGUACAGAGAAUUAGAAGGAAAAUAUAGUGAUUUGCAGAGCCAAGUUGCUUCUUUUGAAAGUGUACCAAGUAGCAAAAGCAUACCUGCCUCUGAGCCUUAUAAUCUGUUAGCAGAAAUUGAUUGGGGUGCUGAGGGUCAUAUUGAAGAUGAACACCUGUUACAGUCUUCUGGUGAUGCAAAGUACCAGGAAGAGAUAGAAUCCCUUAAGGAGAAACUAAUUGCAUUAGAAAAGGAAAAGAAUGGUAUAUAUGAUGAGCUUCAGGCAGCAAAAAUGAAAAGUGGAAAGAUGUUACAAAAGCUGAAGCUCACACAAAAUAAGAAUGAAUCUUUAACUAAAGAAAUUCAAAAGUUGAAAGCAAAGGCUGGAGGCUUCUCUGACUUAGACCAAGCACUGGAGGAGGAAUGGAAGGCUCAGGUCACAAGAGCAGAGACAGAAAGAGAUGAACUGAAGCAGAAACUUGAUGAAGCUGAGAGUGAGAAAGAGCAUCUGGCCAGUCAGGUAGAUGUAUUAACAGCAGCACAAGAGAAGUACCUGGAGCUGAAGGAGAAUCAGGACAGCACACUCCAGCUCAUGAGGGUCCACAACAAGGAACUUGAAGGCCAAGUACAUGCCCUGGAAUGGAGAAUAUCAGAGCUUGAAGAGAGUUUAGAGGAGCAACAGAAAAUGGAAUCCCCCUCCACAGAUCAUCCUGCUGUUCGGGAUGCAACAGGAGAAACCAAGAAAGCAGCUCAACCAACAGAGGAACUUUAUUCUCUUUCAAAACAAGUCUCGGACUUGCAGCAGGAAGUUGAAGUACUGAAAUCAGAAAAUAGUAGGUUGCAAAUAUGCAACGAAGAGUUUGAAGAGAAGAUCAGACAGCUUAGUAGUGAUAAUGAAUCCUUCCAGUCACUUAUAAACAGUCUCAAAGCAUCUAAAGCAAAGGCAGAAAUGGAUGUCAAUAACUACAAGUCAUCCUUUAUUGAACUUGAUUCUGAGCACAACACCCUCAAAAAGGAAAAGGAGAAAGCGAAUGAAGAACUCAGAGAGCUGACCUAUACCCACGACACCCUCAAGGCUGCAUACAACUCCAUGUUUUCUGAGUAUAAUGACCUGCGCGAUGUUUCCGACAGCUACAAGCAUGACGUAGGAAUUCUAAAAGGAGAGAGGGACCGCCUGGUUGAGGAGGUUGAGAGUCUUAAGAAGCAGUUAGGAGCUUUGCAUGAAGAAGAAGAGGAAGAAAUUAUACGUGCCUUACAGGAUGAGUGUUUCAGUUUGAGGGAGCAAAAUAACCUGCUGCAUGAAGGGAACACUGCCCUAGAAGUACAGGCUGAGGAUGCCAAAGAAAAAGUCAGCAGGAUCAAUAAUGCACUGGAUCAGAACCUUGAAGUACAGCAGCUUCUUCGAGAUGAAUUGACCAAGAAGAAUGAAGAGAUGGCCUUCCACACUACCACCAUUGAGGGCCAGGACCGUCAGAUAGCUUACCUCAAUGCUGAAAUUGCUGCUAUGAAGGCCAAACUAACACAAUAUGAUCAGGCUGAGGAGAGCAGUGAGGAGCUUACACAGAAACUACAGCAGCAGGUUGAGCAAUUGCAGGAAGUUAAUCAACAACUGCAACUCCAGGUAAAAUCAGCUGAAACUUCUCUUACAAAGUUGGCAAGAUCAGGUCAAGAAGAGGACAGUUCUGCAUUUACUCCCAUGGACUCCUCUAGUUCUGAGCUAGAGGCAGCAUUGGCCUCUCUACACCUGCGAGACUUACGAUGUCAACAGCUCUCUCUUGAGAUUACAAAGUUGCUCGAGGAAAGAGAUGCUUUACAAUUGAAACUCAGUGCUUCCUUAAGACAAACACAAGAGCUUAGUCGUGAGUUGAGUUUGAGUCACCAGCUCCCACCACCUGCCUCCCCUGCACCCUCUCUCCACCAGAAGCUUGCUGAAUUAAGAGAACUUAAUGACUCUCUGGAGCAGAAAGCUUUAUCCAGUCUUCAAGUAUCAGCCUCAGGUGGUCUAGGUCAAAGGAUGUCAGUGCCUGGUCUGCCUUCCUCACCCAUGUUUGUAUCUCAUACAGCCCCUGCGACACCUACUGCCACCAGACAUGCUGAUUACACACUUACUCGGGAGACACAAGGGACGUCAUCUACAUUAUUUGACUGGCUUAUGGGCAAGAGCACACCCCGAGUGAUGCAUGUGUGACCUUCGAUUGGGCUGAGUGGAGCACAAGGGACCCGUUGAAUUCCGACUUAAGCGCUAAACGUCAUGUCCUUCCAUUUAUAUAUCUUAGCAUCACAUAUAUGUAUUAUCAGACUGCUGUAUUAUAUCAUAUGCUGAACAUAUGAUAUAACCUGUAAUAUAAUAAAAGAUAACUCACUGUUGACUAUAUUGUGAUGUCAUAGUCCAUAUCAAGAAAUGUGGUUGAAAUAGAUUUGUACGUACUGUUAAAUUUGCAGUUGGUACAAAAUAAAACCAACUUGUAGAAUAUUAAGGUUGUUAUUAAUAUAUUGACCUUUUAUACCAAA
This is a messenger RNA of Eriocheir sinensis (Chinese mitten crab), 9136 nucleotides long. Its product is annotated as golgin subfamily B member 1-like. The coding region runs from base 237 to 8813 and encodes 2858 amino acids. Lineage: Eukaryota; Metazoa; Arthropoda; Malacostraca; Decapoda; Varunidae. The transcript is spliced from 12 exons. The record is from RefSeq and is a predicted model, not a curated record.